CCUGGCUGGGGUUGGAUUGGGUUUUUUCCCCUUUUCUCCACAACCCGGCUUCUUUUUCUUUUCUCUUCUUUUUUCUUUUCUUUUUUUUUCUUUUAUUCUUUUUUUUAAUCCUCUUUCGGGAGCACGAAUCCAAACAUUUUCCAAACCAACAAAGAAAAGUUCGCACGCUGGCAUCGCGGCCGGGACAGGCUGGCGCUGCUGCCGGGUCCCCCUCCCUCCGACACUUGACUCAACCUUGCAAGCAAGUGUAUGUGUGUCCCCACCUCCCGCCCCGGUAACUUCCAGAGCGAAUAACAAACCCCCAUAAAGUCCCCGUCGCGCAGCCCCUCCCCGCGGGCAGCGCACUAUGCUGCUCGGGUGGGCGUCCCUGCUGCUGUGCGCGCUCCGCCUGCCCCCGGUCGCGGCCGGCCCCGCCGCGGCACCUGCCCAGGAUAAAGCCGGGCAGCCUCGGGCUGCUGCUGCGGCCGCCCAGCCCAGCCGGCGGCAGGGGGAGGAGGCGCAGGAGCCGGCCGAGCCUCCCGGGCACCCUCACCCCCUGGCGCCGCAGCGCAGGAGCCACGGGCUUGUGCAGAACAUCGACCAGCUCUACUCGGGCGGCGGCAAGGUGGGCUACCUGAUCUACGCGGGCGGCCGGAGGUUCCUCCUGGACCUAGAGCGGGAUGGUUCGGUGGGCGCCGCUGGCUUUGUGCCCGCAGGAGGCGGGCCGAACGCGACCCGGCGCCACCGGGGCCACUGCUUCUACCGGGGUACGGUGGACGGCAGCCCCCGCUCUCUGGCUGUCUUUGACCUCUGCGGUGGUCUCGAUGGCUUCUUCGCGGUCAAGCACGCGCGCUACACCCUGAAGCCGCUGCUGCGCGCGCCCUGGGCGGAGGCGGAGGCCGGGCGCGUGUACGGGGACGGGUCCGCGCGGAUCCUGCACGUCUACACCCGCGAGGGCUUCAGCUUUGAGGCCCUGCCGCCUCGCACCAGCUGCGAGACCCCCACGUCCCCGCCAGGGCCCCGUGAGCGCCCCCCGGCGCACAGCAGCCCGGACCGACGCUGGGCGCUGGCCCUGCAUCUCCCGGACCAGUCAGCUCCCUCGUCCGAUGGGAGUCAGAGACCACAGACGUGGUGGAGGCGGCGGCGACGCCGCUCCGUCUCCCGGGCCCGCCAGGUGGAGCUGCUUCUGGUGGCUGACGCGUCCAUGGCGCGGAUGUACGGCCAGGGCCUGCAGCAUUACCUCCUGACCCUGGCCUCCAUCGCCAACAAGCUGUACAGUCACGCCAGCAUCGAGAACCACAUCCGCCUGGUCGUGGUGAAGGUGGUGGUGCUGGGCGACAAAGACAAGAGCCUGGAAGUGAGCAAGAACGCGGCCGCCACGCUCAAGAACUUUUGCAAAUGGCAGCACCAGCACAACCAGCUGGGGGCUGACCACGAGGAACACUACGACGCGGCCAUCCUGUUUACUCGGGAGGAUUUAUGUGGGCAUCACUCAUGUGACACCCUGGGAAUGGCAGACGUUGGGACCAUAUGUUCUCCCGAGCGCAGCUGUGCUGUGAUUGAAGAUGAUGGUCUCCAUGCAGCCUUCACCGUGGCUCACGAAAUUGGACAUCUACUUGGCCUCUCCCAUGACGAUUCCAAAUUCUGUGAAGAAAAUUUCGGUUCCACAGAAGAUAAGCGCUUAAUGUCUUCCAUCCUAACCAGCAUUGAUGCAUCCAAGCCCUGGUCCAAAUGCACCUCAGCCACCAUCACAGAAUUCCUGGAUGAUGGCCAUGGUAACUGUUUGCUAGACCUGCCACGCAAGCAGAUCCUGGGCCCCGAGGAACUGCCGGGACAGACCUAUGACGCCAGCCAGCAGUGCAACCUGACCUUCGGGCCCGAGUACUCGGUGUGUCCCGGGAUGGACGUGUGCGCCCGCCUCUGGUGCGCCGUGGUGCGCCAGGGCCAGAUGGUGUGUCUGACCAAGAAGCUGCCAGCUGUGGAAGGGACACCAUGUGGAAAAGGGAGGAUCUGCCUGCAGGGCAAGUGUGUGGACAAGACCAAGAAAAAAUAUUAUUCAACAUCGAGCCAUGGCAGCUGGGGAUCCUGGGGUUCCUGGGGCCAGUGUUCUCGCUCAUGUGGGGGAGGAGUACAGUUUGCCUAUCGCCACUGCAAUAACCCCGCGCCCAGAAACAAUGGCCGUUACUGCACAGGGAAGAGGGCCAUCUACCGCUCCUGCAGUGUCUUACCCUGCCCAGCCAAUGGUAAAUCUUUUCGUCAUGAGCAGUGUGAGGCCAAAAAUGGAUAUCAGUCUGAUGCAAAAGGAGUCAAAACAUUUGUGGAAUGGGUUCCCAAAUAUGCAGGCAUCCUGCCAGGAGAUGUGUGCAAACUGACCUGCAGAGCUAAGGGCACUGGCUACUACGUAGUGUUUUCUCCAAAGGUGACUGAUGGAACGGAAUGCAGGCCAUACAGCAAUUCCGUCUGCGUCCGGGGAAAGUGCGUGAGGACGGGCUGUGACGGCAUCAUUGGCUCGAAGCUGCAGUAUGACAAGUGCGGAGUGUGUGGAGGAGACAACUCCAGCUGCACAAAGGUGAUUGGAACCUUCAAUAAAAAAAGCAAGGGUUACACUGACGUUGUGAGGAUCCCGGAAGGCGCGACUCACAUAAAAGUCCGACAGUUCAAAGCCAAAGACCAGACUAGAUUCACUGCCUACUUAGCCCUGAAGAAGAAAAACGGUGAGUACCUUAUCAAUGGGAAGUACAUGAUCUCCACUUCGGAAACCAUCAUUGACAUCAAUGGAACAGUCAUGAACUAUAGUGGUUGGAGCCACAGGGAUGACUUCUUACAUGGGAUGGGCUACUCAGCCACGAAGGAAAUUCUAAUCGUACAGAUUCUUGCAACAGACCCAACUAAAGCCUUAGAUGUCCGUUACAGUUUUUUUGUUCCCAAGAAGUCCACUCCAAAAGUAAACUCUGUCACUGGCGACAGCAGCAAUAAAGUGGGAUCGCCUACUCCACAGCUGCAGUGGGUGACGGGCCCUUGGCUCGCCUGUUCUAGAACCUGUGACACGGGCUGGCACACCAGGACGGUGCAGUGCCAGGAUGGAAACCGGAAGUUAGCAAAGGGAUGUCUUCUCUCUCAGAGGCCUUCUGCAUUUAAGCAAUGUUUGCUAAAGAAAUGUUAGCCUGUGGUUAUGAUCUUCUGCAGAGACAACUGGAUGAUUCAUCACUGACACAGUCGUGGUGAACACGAGGUCAACCGAAAGCACGGAAAGUCACACUUCAGGGUCAUUGUCAACAGGAGUCCGAUUAUGGGUAGAAUCUGCUCUCAGCGACCAAAUAAAGAUGUGCACUGCUUCAUGGGACAGUGGUGACCUUGGAAUAUAGAAAAACUUGGGAGUUAUUGGACAUCCCCUGGGCCUACAAGAAUACAAAAACACUGAUGAAUGUAGGAUCAGGGGACAUUUGAAGAUGGCAGAGCAGUCUCCCCCUUGUCACCUACCUCUUACAGAAUGUCUACAAAGGCAUCGUAAUCAUUUUCGUGCAUAUUAUUUACACAGCAGCUUAUUUUUACUGUUUGUAAAUACAUUCUUCCUUGGUAUGUCACUUUAUAUCACUUGGUUCUAUUAAAAUAUAUAUAUAUAUAUACAUAUAUAUAUAUAUAUAUAUUUCUAUAAAAAAGUGUUUGACCAAAGUAGGUCUGCAGCUGUUUCCACUCCUUCCAGUUUCUAGAAAGAGCUGUGGAUGUUUUACUGGAAAUUAAGAACUUGCUGCUGUUUUAAGAAAGAUUUAGUAUAUGUUUAGACUACAGGAGAUAAAAUUUUCGUCAAAAACCGUUUUGACAGCAAGAAUCUUCUGAGAAAUUCUGAAAAGAAAAAAGAAGCUCAAUAUAUCUAGUCAUUUAAAUACAUACAGGGGUCCAUUUAUUUAAGCCUUUGACUGCCUGUAUUUUUUCAGGCAGCCAGCCAAACUAAUGCAUAAUUAGGAGGUAGAAGAAAUGUUUGUGUGUGUGUGUAUGUUAUCAAGUCUGAAAAUUAGUUUCCUCCUGUUAGAAUUUAAAAAGAAAACAAAUACAUGCUUCACCAUAUUUUCAAGUUAUAUUUUCACAACUGCUUUCUCUUUCUAUGGUUCCCAUCUGAUAUCUCACAAUGUGUAAUAUACAUUCAGAACACACAGCAAAGAGUUUUCUAUCACCUUCAACACUGGUAUACCUCUUACUAGCGAGCCUUUAAAAUGCAUUUUGUUUUUGCUUGUUUGUUUUGUUCAAGGGUUCUGUAGGACCUACAAUGUUUUGUACUUCUUGUUGACUUGGUAGUUAGCCAUAUCUAGAAGUGGUUAUCAUUAAUGUGGCUAGUGAAAAAAAAUGGUUAAUAUUAAUAAUACUGUUUCCACACCAUAGGCAAUAAUUCCUUGCAUAGUCUUUUUUUCUUAAUCCAAGUAUACUUAUACUGUACUUAAGAUUUUUCCCAAUUAGAAAGCAUUUGGUUGUACCAGUAAGUGUUUGAGUGAUGAAAUGUGAUGGUCUUUGCAAAGUCUGCUCUUAUUUCCAUAGCCUGUCUAGCUAGGUUGUGAGUUAGAAUAGUUAGACAUGGAAAACUUUUACAGUCAUCUGCAUAAAAAUCUCAUAGACAGUAAACUGCAUCCCUCUACCCCAUAGCUCAGAAAACCUAAGAUAUUUCAUUUCAUUUGGUUUUUCUUUUUCAUUGUGAAAUAUCACAAAGCUACUUGUUUUUAUAAAAUUUUAUAAUAAUCAUACCAAAUGUGCCUAUUUGUAAAGAUUUGCAUAUAAGGAUAUUAGGGAACUAUUGUUUGAGUUUCCUUAUGCUCAUGAGAGUUUAUUUUUAUUAUAAGAUAUUUUUAAUAUAAGAGGAUUAUGUAAUUGAUCUUGCUAUAUAGCACAUUCAUUUCAAUAGACCAGGGGAAUGGAUGUCUCACUGUUUUAAGUAUUUUCAUAAGAAAUCAUUAAGAAAUCAAAACUGUUAAUCAUCCUUUGGAUUUUCAUAGACUGACUUUGCUUUAGAUGUGGUCCUUUUUUCUUAAUAAAUUACCAGUUAGAAAAAGGAGGCCUAUACAAGACUGGUAACCUCCAUUUGAUAAAGGUACCAGAUAUCAGGGACAGGGAGCAAAGCUAUUCAUAUCAGUCAGAAAAAAAAAUUAAAAAUAAAAAUCGCACCGACCAUUGACCAUGCAGAGAGAAUUAAGAGAAGGACCAACUUUACUUUUUCCAGUAUUCAGAAUAACUUGAAUCAAGUACUUAAACUAUGACAAUUUUUUUUUUAUCUUUUGUGGUUAUAUUGACAGCAACAUUAAAAAAUAAUUGAAGAGCAAA
This is a messenger RNA of Lagenorhynchus albirostris (white-beaked dolphin), 5286 nucleotides long. It is a transcript of the gene ADAMTS5, whose product is annotated as ADAM metallopeptidase with thrombospondin type 1 motif 5. The transcript is spliced from 8 exons. The record is from RefSeq and is a predicted model, not a curated record. Bases 347 to 3142 code for a protein of 931 amino acids. Gene Ontology annotation, biological process: proteolysis; extracellular matrix organization. Gene Ontology annotation, molecular function: zinc ion binding; metalloendopeptidase activity. NCBI's taxonomy places the organism in Eukaryota, Metazoa, Chordata, Mammalia, Artiodactyla, Delphinidae.